UCAGAUCUCGCGAGACUACAGCGUCUCACGUGACGGUCCCGUGACUGAACAGGGAAGUAGGGAUUUGAGCAGUGACAACAGAAACAGGGCUACACGCAAACACAGACUCAGCCUGUUGUAUUCACUCACAUCAGUAACCAGCCUCCGAUCAGCACAGACAUGGACGCUUCUGUCAGAGCAGCUCCCGACGCCGCAGCCGGACCGCCGCCAUAUUCAAGAGGAAAUGAGAGCUCCCUGGUGUCAGCCCUCAAGACUCUGCUGUUCUUCACCAUCCUCAUGGUCACGUUACCCAUCGGACUGUACUUCGCAUCAAAGGCGUUCAUCUUCGAGGGUUCCAUGAAGAUGUCAAGCUCCGACAGCUACUUCUACGCAGCCAUUGUUGCUGUGCUCGCUGUGCAUGUGGUUUUGGCUUUGUUUGUUUAUGUGGCCUGGAACGAAGGCACACCUAAAGGGAAGGGCAAACACGAUUAAGGCAUGUCCUCAUGAGCUGGUAAGACCGGAGGAGACGGAUAGACGUGGAAUUUCACAGCCCCCCCGUCCUCCCUCUCCCCUCCUGCGCUCUGGGCUCCAACACGAAACAUGACAACAUCGACCAGCCUGACAGUCGGGGCUCAGGUUUGAGCUCAGGCUUUAACCUGAGGUUAAGGCACCAAUCUGCUGUGUAUUCCCGGGCACAGGCGAGUGGAGGCUGUUGGUUGUGUAUUUUGUUUUCCAGCAGCCUCGUUAGUUCAGCUUUUUGACGGUUUGUUCAAUGGAAAUUUUACUUUUGUUGAGAGAGGCCAGCCCAUAUUUUUUUAAAGAGGUUUUCUUAUAAGCUGCCAUUUGGCUUAGUGCUGUAAAGAGUUUGUCAUGUUGGAGAACAUCUUGGGCUUUUGAUGAUGCAUGUACACACACGCACACACACAUUAUGUACUUGUAAUGUGUGUGUAUAAAGGAUUUGAUUCAAAAAACUCCAAAACAUCCAUUCUGUGAAAAUCUGCGCCACUGAAUGAAUAAGUCUGUCCUCGAAUUUCAGUUCUGAUCUGCAUCCAUUUAAAGACGACUCUUAACUUCAACAUAAUCCCAUAGUGAGCUUAAACUCGAUGCUGUGUUUUGGAACAAACUCCUCAUGAUGUCUUGUCCUUAAAAUAAUCUGAAUCAUCUGUUUGUCCUCAUAAAAGUGUUUGUUGUUUUCUUUCUCUUUUAAUGUUUGUACUGUAGUGAAAUGAUAGUUUUGGAACUUUGAGUCAGGGAUUUAUUGCAAGAUCAGACUGUAUUUAAAUGAGUGUUUGUAUUGAAGAUGUUUGAGGGUCUAGAUGUCAAAGAAGUCAGUGUGAUUGGGAUGAGAAUAUCACUUAGAUAAAUUUGAAAAAAUAAAUGUAAUAUUUUUGUUGUUUCACAUAAAUCAAAAGCUUCCUCCUGUUGUCUCAUUAAAGCAAAAUGCUAAUUAUUUUCUGA
This is a messenger RNA of Paralichthys olivaceus (Japanese flounder), 1437 nucleotides long. RefSeq names its product vacuolar ATPase assembly factor VMA21 (gene vma21). Gene Ontology annotation, biological process: vacuolar proton-transporting V-type ATPase complex assembly. The record is from RefSeq and is a predicted model, not a curated record. Gene Ontology annotation, cellular component: endoplasmic reticulum membrane. NCBI's taxonomy places the organism in Eukaryota, Metazoa, Chordata, Actinopteri, Pleuronectiformes, Paralichthyidae.